Lachancea sp. 'fantastica' is the source of this 2328-nucleotide messenger RNA. Lineage: Eukaryota; Fungi; Ascomycota; Saccharomycetes; Saccharomycetales; Saccharomycetaceae. The record is from the annotation of a GenBank genome assembly.
AUGAAAUUCUACAUAGAUGAUUUACCGGUGAUUUUCCCGUACCCAAAAAUCUAUCCAGAGCAAUACCAAUACAUGUGCGAUAUCAAGAAGACUUUAGAUGCUGGUGGGAACAGUAUUUUGGAAAUGCCUUCAGGAACAGGUAAAACUGUUUCUCUGCUUUCGAUGGCCGUGGCAUAUCAAACGCAUUACUCAGAACACCGCAAGAUCAUUUACUGUUCCCGUACAAUGUCUGAGAUCGAAAAGGCUUUGGUGGAAUUGGAAUCAUUAAUGGACUACAGGGCUAAAGAACUGGGACAUAAAGAGCAUUUCCGUGGAUUAGGUCUCACAAGUAGAAAAAACCUGUGCUUGCAUCCAAAAGUGCGAAAGGAGAGAAAGGGCACGGUGGUGGAUGAGAAGUGCCGUCGAAUGACAAAUGGGCAGAACAAACGUAUCUUAGAGGAAGAUCCAGAGGCCAAUGUGGAACUGUGUGAUUUCCACGAAAAUCUUUACAACAUGGAACCUGAAAACUACGUUCCCGAGGGUGUGUUCUCCUUUGAAAAACUGAUAAAAUACUGUGAAGAGCGGACGAUGUGUCCAUAUUUCACGGUUCGUCGUAUGAUUUCCAUGUGCGACAUUAUGAUUUAUUCUUACCAUUAUCUACUGGAUCCUAAAAUUUCCGAAAGAGUCUCUAGAGAGGUCUCUAAAGACGCAAUUGUGAUAUUUGACGAGGCCCAUAACAUUGAUAACGUUUGCAUCGAAUCUCUGUCACUAGAUUUAACUAACGACGUCUUAAAGCGUGCUACAAAGGGUGCUAAUGAUUUGGCUGAUAAAAUCCACGAAGUCAGGCAAGUUGAUGCCCAAAAACUACAAGAUGAGUACGAUAAACUCGUAAGCGGUCUUCGUGGUCCAGAUAUGUUGGGUGACUCAGAGGAACCCCCCGUAGAGUCGCCAGUUCUCUCUCAAGACUUGCUCAAAGAGGCGAUUCCAGGUAACAUACGAAGAGCCGAACACUUUGUAUCAUUUUUGAAAAGAUUGAUCGAGUACCUAAAGACCAGAAUGAAGGUUCUGCAUGUCAUUUCUGAGACUCCAAACUCUUUUCUCCAGCAUUUGAAACAACUGACUUUCAUCGAAAAAAAGCCUCUUCGAUUUUGCUCCGAACGUCUGUCUCUUCUCGUGAGAACUUUGGAAGUGACAGAAAUCGAAGAGUUCAAUGCCCUAAAAGAUAUUGCGAGUUUCGCUACUCUAAUUUCCACCUAUGAAGACGGCUUCACACUUAUCAUUGAACCGUAUGAGAUCGAAAACGCUGCAGUUCCAAACCCUAUCAUGAGGUUCACAUGCCUCGAUGCAUCCAUCGCUAUAAGACCCGUCUUUGAGAAAUUUUCAUCCGUUAUCAUCACUUCGGGAACCAUAUCACCUCUUGAUAUGUAUCCCAAGAUGCUCGAUUUCGAAACUGUUCUGCAAGAAUCCUAUGCUAUGACGCUGGCCAAAAAAUCAUUCUUACCAAUGAUUGUCACUAAAGGUUCUGAUCAAGUCGCAAUUUCGUCUCGAUUUGAGAUUAGAAACGAUCCUAGUAUUGUAAGAAACUACGGUUCGAUGCUGGUGGAGUUUGCGAAAAUCACCCCGGAUGGAAUGGUAGUCUUUUUUCCAUCUUACCUCUACAUGGAGAGUAUCAUUUCAAUGUGGCAAACCAUGGGUAUACUGGACGAGGUAUGGAAAUACAAACUAAUUUUAGUCGAAACGCCUGAUGCGCAAGAAACCUCGCUUGCUUUAGAGACUUAUCGAAAGGCAUGUUCCAAUGGUCGCGGUGCAAUUCUACUAUCAGUGGCAAGAGGUAAGGUUUCGGAGGGAAUUGAUUUUGACCAUCACUUCGGUCGAACAGUUCUCAUGAUAGGUAUUCCUUUCCAGUAUACGGAAUCUCGUAUCUUAAAGGCCCGGCUGGAAUUCCUGAGGGAGCAUUAUCAAAUAAGAGAAAACGAUUUUCUCUCAUUCGACGCCAUGCGGCAUGCCGCUCAAUGUCUGGGUAGAGUUUUGAGAGGAAAGGACGACUACGGUGUCAUGGUACUAGCAGAUCGAAGAUUUGCAAGAAAAAAGAAUCAACUGCCAAAAUGGAUAGCUCAAGGUUUAUCUGACGCGGAUCUCAAUUUGUCGACAGACAUGGCGAUUGCAAAUACUAAGCAGUUUUUGAGGACCAUGGCUCAACCGACAGACCCAAAAGACCAGGAGGGCGUUUCACUUUGGAACUACGAUCAGCUCAUUAAGUAUCAAAAGGACCACCAGGAAAAGGGAAAGGGUUUUCUAGUCACAUCGAGCGAAGAUAAAGACGAUGAAGGGGACGUUAAUAUGCAGUAA